Geodia barretti is the source of this 347-nucleotide messenger RNA. NCBI's taxonomy places the organism in Eukaryota, Metazoa, Porifera, Demospongiae, Tetractinellida, Geodiidae. The record is from the annotation of a GenBank genome assembly.
UAUCCCAAACGGAGCACACCUUCGGGUGUCGCCCGCUCAGCAGAUGCAGAAGCCUCAAGGGAGUAGAGAGCGACGUGCCUGAGGCCCAAGAUAUGGGUCCCCUGCCUCCUUACACGGGAGACCAACCGGACGAAACCACUCUCUCUCCCAGCAAAAAGCUGAUUCUGUUGGUUGUGGCGUUGGUCGUUUUCCAUUUGAUAGCAGUGGUUUAUGGAAUAACAAGAUUGUACAGAAACUCUGGAACUGCUGCAAACAGCAGAGUAGCAAAAGUUCGAAAGUCAUAACAGUGCCUCUGGCGUUUGUAUUCCUUUUUUUGUCUGACAAAUCAUAUUAUUUCAGCAUGCGAG